Mesorhabditis belari is the source of this 1506-nucleotide messenger RNA. The record is from the annotation of a GenBank genome assembly. Lineage: Eukaryota; Metazoa; Nematoda; Chromadorea; Rhabditida; Rhabditidae.
AUGCUAAAAGAAAGUAACAAUAUUGACUUUGAAAAAGCCCUCCUAAUUGGAGAAGGUGGUUUCGGAACCGUUUAUCAUUUCGACAAAGAAAACCCAUCGUAUGUGGUAAAAUUGAUAAAAUGCGACACGAAAGGCUUGAAAAGUUAUCAAACCGAAUGGGAGAUUCUGAAAAAGCUAAAACACGAGCAUAUUGUAAAACCAUUGUGGACAAAAGAGAUCAUCUUUGAUCGCCGUCUGGCUUUUGCUAUUGGAAUGGAGUAUUGUGAGAGGGAAUCUUUAGAUAAAAUCAUUCACAACUCCACUUUCAUCUAUUCGAUGCGAACCGUGACUGUUUGGGCGGAGAACAUUUUUGGGGCUCUUGCGUAUCUCGUUGAAGAGCACAAUAUUGUCCAUCGUGAUAUUAAACCAAACAACAUUUUGGUCAAAGCAAACUUCUCAGUGAAACUCGGAGAUUUCGGCUGUGCAAAAGAAGUCGAAGAGACUUGUGUGGAUAGUAAAGUUUGGAGUGAGUACAAUCAAGAAGGCGUUUUUGACUUGGGUCGAUUCCAUAGGGGAGUUAUUGAGAGAAAAGUCGUUCAACUUACUCCACCAAAAUGUGCUCAAGUCGAUGUGCAACGAGCGGUGGUGGCGUGUACUCGCUUCAACAAUAAUCAUCGACCGACUGCAGCAGAGAUGCAUCAACGAUUUAUUUGUUGGAACAAGAAAGACGCCUUUUGCAUGAGUCUCCCCUUUCUCCCGAAAGUCGACAUCACGGAAAAACGCUUGAUACGACCAAUCGGCUUCAAUGGACAACGAAAUGUAGAGCCGAUCGUUAAGGACAUAACACCACCUAAGCCUCAGCUGUCUGAUUCAUCUACAGUAAAACGAAUGGCUCCGGUGGCUCCGGUUCGAGCAACUGCUCCUCCUUUUGAAGCUUCAACUACACUCGGCCCACCCCCAGCCUAUUCAACAAUCAUUCUGCCAACUCAAACUAAACAAACUAGACAACUUUCCUGUUUUCAAAAAUUCGGACGACGCUGCUGUUUGUGUUUGGUUUGGCUGAUUGGCAUUGGAAUCUUCAUAGCUUUCUGUAUUUUGACGGUGAUGUUUUUAAAUUCUGAUCUGAAAACGAUGACUACAACAAGUCGGCCGAACAUUGAUUACACAGAAGUAACAACAACAACAACAAGAACAACAUGGUUUGCACCGACUCGUGACAUGUUCACUCCAACAGUCCCGCCACCUUUUCAACGGUGUGCAUCAGUGAUUCUAUUAAACGAAAAUCUAAGUCUCGCGAAAUAUCUUUUCAGCAAGGGCCAAAAAGAGGUUGAAUGCGAGGCGAAAUUGUAUGGAAAAGCUUUUGGUGAUGGUGGAAAAAAGGAAAGGGCCACGGUCGCUCUUGUCAAGGAAUGGGAAGUGGUUCGGGCGACAAAUUUGAGAUGUUGGACCGAGCUUCUCGCGACACUCAAGGAAAUCCAAGACGAGUAUAAAGAGAAAAGAGAGAUCUACGGUGAGAAGCCGACGCUU